Molecule: messenger RNA, 1530 nt
Organism: Podospora pseudocomata
Lineage: Eukaryota; Fungi; Ascomycota; Sordariomycetes; Sordariales; Podosporaceae
Gene: SEN54
Product: tRNA-splicing endonuclease subunit sen54
Exons: 1
Coding region: 1-1530 (509 amino acids)
Biological process (GO): tRNA-type intron splice site recognition and cleavage
Cellular component (GO): tRNA-intron endonuclease complex
Source: RefSeq, a predicted model, not a curated record
AUGGCCCUCGACGACGACGAUAACCCCGCCCUUGCGGCCCCUCCUCCCACAGCAAACACAACCACCGCAACCCCAGACGCCCCAGCUGAAGAAACCGCCGAAGACCUCCUCGAAGACGAAGGCGCCGCAGCACAAGACUUCCGUGUCUUUGCCAGUUUAUUCAAAAAGAACACACAUAUUUCCGCGCAGACAAUUCGCAAAGGCGAGAAAGACUUCGAGUCCCAUGGCACACAACUCCAGGCCGACACCCUCGAGCAGAGUAGAGCUGCUAUGCAGGAGGUUCUGAGUUAUACUCGCAUUCACAGUGGCGCCAAUCUUGUACGUGGUUGGUAUUUCCCAAGUUGGUGGGCGGACUAUGAGGAGGGUGAGGAAUGGCAGGAUUCAAAAGCGGAAGAUGGGAAGAAGGAAAGGAAGCCUUUUGGGCACAUCAGGGACAGAGUUGUGAUUUUGGAGGGGUCCAGCACGUCUACGCAGAACCUGGGGAGGGCAGUGACGGGACAGGCGAAGGAUAGGCCAGGGAGGGGGAGGGAUUGGUUGCUUCCCGAGGAAGCGCUCUAUCUGGUAGAGAGAGGGUCCUUGGAUCUGUGGUGGCCCACAAAAGAGUUUGGUGAGAUUUUCCCUCCACCUCCUGCCGCCCCUGUCGAAAGGGAAGCUCCCCAACCCGAGAACACCGAUGUCGACCCAUCAACCCAACCGACGGGCGCCAGCGAAGACAAAGAAGACGAAUACGCCGACGGCUUCCCCCUCUCCCUCCAAGCAGCCUACGCCCUCCUCAUCGGCCUGGACGGCACCCGCGGGAAGAUCUCGCUCCAAAAAUUUCAGGUCUACUCCAAUCUCAAACGCUGCGGCUACAACGUUCUCCGCGCUCCUCCUAACCCUCCUAACCCGAAUCAGUCCUCCUACCGUCUCAACAUUACAAUCAAAAACUUCUUUUCCUCCCUCCUCCCCUCUUUCACCCCAUCACCGCCCAAAUCCGGUCCCUUGCUCAAACCAGGCCUCUAUCGCUCCUACAACCAAAUCUUUUCUCAACUCUCCCUCAUCGAAAGGCACAUCCCCUCCCCCGUCCUCCCUCUUCCUCUCCCAUCGAUAGCACCAUAUGAGAUUCACUUUCUGGUGUGGAAGUCCUCCCAAAAAUGGACAAAACUGAGGCAUCCAAGCCCGGACUUUUAUCUGAGUGUGGUGGAUGCUCAGGAGAGCGAGGUGCCGCAGAUGGAGGAGAUACUUGGGCUGUUGGAGCAGACGCCUUGGGCGCCGCCGAAGAGGGAGUGGGAGGGGAAUCAUGGGAGGUUGUAUGCUAGGUUGAAGAAUGGGUGGAGGAAUGUUUUGAUGGCGGUGGUGGAUCAUGGGGUUAUUAAUUAUAUGAGGUGGGGAGAAGGGGGGUUUGGGCAGGAGAGGAUUUAUGAGAGGUUUGAUGGGAGGAAUGGGAGUUAUAGGGGUGGGAAGAGAGGGUGGGGGAAUCAAGGACGGGGUGGGAGGGGUGGGAGAGGUGGUGGGAGAGGAAGGGGGAGGGGGAGGGGGAGGGGGGGAUAG